This is a messenger RNA of Anastrepha ludens (Mexican fruit fly), 11674 nucleotides long. It is a transcript of the gene cv-2, whose product is annotated as BMP-binding endothelial regulator protein. The record is from RefSeq and is a predicted model, not a curated record. Gene Ontology annotation, molecular function: protein binding. The transcript has 10 exons. NCBI's taxonomy places the organism in Eukaryota, Metazoa, Arthropoda, Insecta, Diptera, Tephritidae. Bases 3064 to 5601 code for a protein of 845 amino acids.
AGCAACGGAGCACAAGUAAAACGGCCAACAGCAGUCAAGCAAACGAACUAAAUGACAGUCAACAAGCUGGCUAACCAAGUGUUUGGUCACAGUCGCUUAUUUAGAACAUAACAGUUUACCGGUGGCGGCGGACAGUAAAUAUACGUGCGCGCAUUUCGUAUUUUUCCUUGCUAACCAACUUUCAAACUCGACUGUUUUAACAACAACGAAUACGACCGACGUACGGUAAAAAAAUAGCAAAAUUCAACAAAAAAAGCAAACGCGCGUUGCUUCACAAUUCGAGUUCUGAGCGCGGCGACUAAUAAAAACGAGUUAUGAACAUUUCCUUUGCCUAUAGAAGUCUAUUUGUUAUUGUGUUACAAUUUGUUGUGUGAAAAUAUUAGCAAAAAUAUAAGUUAAGUGGCGCGGCAAAAAGGUUAAAUCUAAUGCGGAAAAUUCUUGUGACGUUGGACGUAUUUUCCAAGCCCCUUUGUAUUGGCAGCGAAGAAAAUAUUACUAAAUUAAAUAAUACAUGGCAAUUUUCUAAAAUGAUUAGCGCGCAAGCAAGAGAAAAAAGAAAAAUAAUAAUAAUAAAUCAAACUAACAGAAGCAAUUAAGUACCUUUAACAAGCAGCACUGCAAUUAAACUUGUGUGAACUCGGCGGCGCUCCGCUUCAGCAACACCACAACGACGGUGCUUUUGGUCACUAACUUUACGUGAGAGUUGACGCGCGGCACGACGGGGGCUUAUUAGAGACCACGAAUUGAGUGGCGCCAUACCAUAAUAAUUAUAAUUAUUUACAAUUACAAGAACUGUAGCUGUGUAACUGUAAAAUAAACGAACGCGUUUAAGCUCAAAAGCUAUUGAAGCUUGCCGCGCUACCAAAUAAAUUGCCAUACCACGACGGCAUUUACAUAUGGACAUAGUUCCGUUCAAUUUAUGGCGAGUGCGUGUGCGUCUUUAAUACAACACAUCAGUAGCGCGCGCAUGUAAUUAACACUUUGGCUAUAGAUUUAGCACGCAAGCCGUUUAGCCGAUAAAUAUUUUUGGCAGUAAUAUCAAUUGUGAAUUUAAAAGAGUGAAAAUCUAUAUAUAAGGCGCUCGGAAAAGUUGGCGCGAAAGGAGUUGAUAACUGGAAAGGAAAUUUAGUAUUAUAAUCAAUCUACAUACAUACAUACAUGCAAUGAUAACAAAAAUACUAUACGCGAAAUUUUCUUUCUAUCAUUCAUUGUGUCCAUCACAUCCAAGCAACCUCUAUGCGCUUUAGCUUCCCUAAUAUUUUCUGUUAUCGUUGUCUGCUGCCGAGUGCAGCAGUCCUGUGCCCAACAGUCAUUUAAGACGAUUCCGCACGAGUUUUCUAUUCAUUCACAAAUCAACUCUCGUGCGCUAUUGUUGUCUCGGCUGCCGCUUGCAUGUGAAAUUCAAUUUUUAAAGUCACAACUCAUUCAUGAAGCGCGCAGCGCAGGCCGUCGUUACUCGAAGUGAAUGCUGAUUGCUACAAGUGAUUGUGUGAAAAAAUUGUAAUAACAUGAAAUAUGAAAACUAAUACUUAAACAAAAACAACAUGUUGCAAAAUAAUAAAUGAAAUUAUAAAGACGAUUAAUAAAACGCAAAAAUUUAAUAAUAUACGAAUAAUAAAAAAAAGCCAGUCGCAAUUUUUCCUCGUCUAUGUUCACCGCGCGCUGUAAUUAACGGUUGUAAAAUUGAUGAAAUGUGCAUGAGAGAGUAAUAAUAAUGGCAUUACAAUCGGAUUCAAGAGUUACAAAUGUACGAAUACACGGCGACAAAAAGGUUUAGAAAUAUAUGUACGUACUUAGUCGGUCAACACGGUGUGCGCCCGCGCGCUUAGACGUAUCUAUGUCUGUACAUCCGAUAGCCAUCUACACAUUCGCGCCACGAAAUUACGUAUAAACAAACGCGUAUGCGCCCGCAAAAUAGUUGCGUUUAAUAGUGAUUUGCAAACCAGCGAGCAGCGACCAACAACGCAUAGCAAAGUCAGGCACUCAAUCAGCUAGAACGAGCCAACCAACCAUCCAGCCAAGCUGGGCGAAACGCGCUGUCGAACGGCGGCGUAUACAGUUUGGGAUUGCCCGCGUGUCUGCGAGUGCGACGAAGGCGAUUACAAACGAUUCAAAUUUGAGCAGAUAUCAAUCCACAUGCUGAGCAUAAUUAAUUUGCCGUAUGCCAUUUGUGCCGGGCAGUGAGUACUAGUGUGCCAUAAUCGUAGAACCUCGCCAGAUACCUUGCACAAGCAUACAUACGAAAGUCGGGUAUACGAAAGUCGAUCGCUGAUCGUGGCUGUUCCUACUGGUAGCGUCUGCUACUGUGCUGCUACAUACAUAUGUACAUAGCUACAUAAGUACUUUUUAUAUUUAUUGUGCAUGCAUUUAGCCGUACAUACUAUGGAUGUGUGUAUGAUUUCCAUAGGAUUGUAGAUAUGCUCACGCGCUUGCUCUGAAUAAUGCCAAUACAUAUACAUACAUAUGUACGUGCGUAGCGAUCGAUGUUGUACAGCAAAAUUCUACAAAUAAGUAUUAUAAGCGACAAAAGGCAUAAAAUUAACAAGAACAACAACCAUCAGCACCAAAAGUAAGCUGCUCCACCUCGCAAUGCUAUCGAGUAUAUUCGCAACAACUGGGAAAUACUAUACGAUUAUGUUGAAUGAUGAAUGAAAUAUGGCUGCCAUUCGCCAGUGAAAUUAUUAAAACUCUCAAAUUUUGGAUAUAUUGCUGUUAAUCAAAUUGAAGAUUCGCCUUCAUCGUAUUGGAGUCUGGAGUGUGUGUAUAACUAUGUACUUGUAAAUUCAUGAAUCAGCUGCUAUAAAAACUGUCUGUCCUUCGGUGGGAUUAAGUGGAUAAAACGCUUUUCAUACGAAAAAGCACUUAGUGCAUCAGAGACUCAUUCACCAUCCACCACUUUGCGCAAAAAAAGGAGUGUACAUAAGUAAGCCGUAAUGAGGUUAUAAAACAGCAACAACCAAAAUUCAACCCACUGAAAUGAAAAGACGCUCCAAAGUUUCGCUAUAAAUCGUAUAAUUCUUGUAAAAUACAAAAAGGAAUAAAAAAACAGUGCAAAGCCAUCCGAUGAGAAAAACCCUUGCAAUGAACAAGAAAGGGCGAAGCUGGCAAAAGCCGCAACGACGGCAACCAAAUCAACGACAGCAUGUAAUUAAAACAACAACAACAGCACAAACCACAACAGCAACAACAACACCAACACUGUUGACAAUGGACAACGAAUUCGUGCGCGCAAUGACAGUUGUUGCAGACAACAGUGAUGCUGUUGGUGCUGCUGCUGCAGUUGUUGCAGAUGAUGGCAAGAAGUUUGACUGUUGUUGCGCAAGUGAGGAACUCUGCUCCAGACACGUGCAACGACAACGUCAACGACAGCGACUAUGGCCCUCGCAACUGCAACAGCAAAAACAAAACCAACUAGAGAAACAACAACUAUGUGAGCAACGUGGUAAACGACAUCUGCGACCGUGGCCAGGACAACGGCCAAAGUUCAGCUCAUGGCUACUGACAACUGUGCUCAUCGUUGCCAUUUGCCUAGUGCAGGGGGCACAGGCGGACAAUUUGUCUGGGAAUUUACAAUCGUGCUCCAAUGAAGGUGAAGAAGUUCAAAUCCAAGAAUUAAUAAAAUGGAACUCAAAGUGCUUUAAAUGCGCCUGCAAGAAUGGUUUUGUUAACUGUGACAAGGAAAGCUGUCCAUCCAUCGAUGACUGCUAUUUGUUGGAUCGCAAAACCCCAGACACAUGUUGUAGGAAAUGUAAAGGUUGUAUUUUUCGCGGCACACCGUACCCAAGUGGUUCUGAAUGGGCCGAUCCCGAAGAUCCCUGUAAAACAUAUAAAUGCGUUGCCAGUGUCGUCACCGAAACGACAAUGAAAUGCUUCAAUCAAUGUGAUGACGAACUCGUUAUACCGCCAAAGCAAGGCGAAUGCUGUCCCACAUGCCAAGGUUGUAAGAUUAAUGGACAAGUUGUAGCCGAGGGUCAGGAGGUAGUCGGCUCUAUAGAUGAUCGCUGCAUGGUGUGUCAAUGUUCGAAGAAUAAGCUCACUUGUGCCAAGAAAACGUGCCCAAUACUGCAAUGUCCCAUCUCAAAGCAGACACAAAAUCCCAACGAAUGUUGCCCGCGUUGCACCGAACAUCGUGAGUUCAUGCCUGUAAUUGGCAAAUGCAUUUUCAACAACAAGGUCUACUACGACAAGACCCAGUUUAUGCCCGAUCGUUGCACUAACUGCACCUGCAGCAACGGCACAUCGGUCUGUCAGCGUAACACCUGUCCUAUAUUGGAAUGUUCGCCUGAGUAUCAGGAAAUGGAUGGCUGCUGUCCACACUGUAUCACGUCCGAAGUGCGCAACGAAUGCAUACACAGCGGUAUCACCUACAUGAACAACGAAACCUGGAAUUUGGGUCCAUGCCGCUCAUGUCGUUGUACUGCUGGGAAUAUACGCUGCUCCGAGAUGCGUUGCCCGCCAGUGAAAUGUCGCUCGAACGAAGAGAAAAAAACGUUGCCGGGUGAGUGUUGUCCGCGCUGCAUAGAGACCGCUGGUACUUGCACUGUCUUCGGUGAUCCACAUUUCAAAACUUUCGAUGGCAAAUUCUUCAGCUUCCAAGGUUCGUGCAAGUAUCUGUUGGCUGCCGAUUGUCGCGACCACACAUUCUCAAUACGUCUGACAAACGAUGGACGCGGCACGAAACGUUCCUCAUGGGCGAAGACGGUCACGCUGAAGAUGCAUGGCAUGCGCGUCAAUUUAGGGCAAAAACUGCGCGUAAAAGUGAAUGGGAGUCGUGUACUGCUACCCUAUAAAGGUACACCCGAAAGCUCUAUUGUGAGCAUCGAACGACACGGUGACAGUAUAUUACUGCAAACCGAUUUGGGGUUAAGUCUCGAAUGGGAUGGAAAUAACUUUCUGCAAUUGACUGCACCUGCCUCAUUCAAGCAAAAGCUAUGCGGUCUAUGCGGCAACUUUAACGGCAUUGGACGUGACGAUCUCACUAGCCGCGAUGGCAACAAUCACACGGACGCCGAGGUGUGGCGUUUCGCGAACUCAUGGAAGGUGGGCGGAUCGAAGGCGUGUUCACGGCGUGUGGACAAACUGGCAGCGCGGCCAAAUUGCAAGCAACGUCAAGCAAAUGCGUACUGUCGUUGGCUGCGCGAAUCUGAAGUAUUUGGAAACUGUGAUAAUAGACUAAAUCCCAAUAACUAUUUUGAUGCUUGCAAGAUGGACGUAUGCGAAUGCCCGAACGGCAUGUGUCACUGCGACAGUUUCGCCGCUUAUGCGCACGAAUGCCGACGGCUGGGCGUGCAGGUACCGGAUGAAUGGCGCAAGCGUACCAAAUGCCCGGCGGGCAUGUGGCGACGCAAUGUAACCAAAAUGGCACUACCGCCUUGGCAGCCCCAUCAACGAGGAGGAGGCGGCGGCGGUGGUGGCGGUGGUGUAGGGCAAGCGCGUCGACGCAAACAACAAUAUGACUUGCAACUACAUCUGCAGCAAUUGCAAAAGGAAAAUAAUCAAUUGCUAUUGCAACAGCAACAACAAAACUUCAUGUCCAAGCAUGUGCCGAAGAGUCUGCUGGUGCACAAGUCACCGAAUCGAACGCCGCCGCCGCUGCACUGAAGUGGCGUGCGCGACGUCUUACAAAGUGCAUACACACAUACAUAUAAACAUUCAAAACUAACGCUACGCUAGGCUAUGAAAAAUAUUUCCAUUUACAAAGAAAUAUUUAAAGUUUUAAAAUAACUCCAAUUAAUUUGUAGCGAAAACAAAGGAAAGCAUAUUGCUUCAGUUACUAGUUUAGGCGUGAAUAUGUUUUUUGUGUUUUUGUUUUGCAUGCAAGUGUGAGUGUUUUCCUCUUUUUUAACUAAAUUAUAUUGUAUUUAUAUUUAAGUAAGUGUAGUUGUAAGUUUUACUUUGUUUUUCUAUGUUAGUAGCAUAUUUUUGUAUUUUACAAUAAGAAUUUUAGCGAAAUUUACGUAUUUCAACCGUAACGGUUCCUACUCACAUACCCUACAUGGUAUACAUUUGCAUGUGCAUGCUGCGGCAUAAGCACAAAAGUAGGCACUUAAGUGCGCAUGCACGUCGCACUUGGGUAUGAACAGCGUGAAUGUCAUGCGCGAGUCAAGGUAAUGCGUUCUGGACGCUGCCACAUCGGCGCACUAUAUUCGUCCAUUUGAACCACAGAGCUUUGCGCAAGUGCCACACUCCCAAAUGCUCUUUGCCUUUACUUUUAUGCGCCUUUGCGUGAAUGUGUGGCUGUAUGUUGCAGGUUUGAAUAUUUUCAUUUAUUUUAAUUUGUUUAUUUUUUUGUAUAGAAAUAUAUGCACAGUUACAUGCGUUUAUUGCUUUGAAAACAAAGUUUUCUUUUUGGUAGUGUGGACGUCAGCUGUCUGACUCAUACCUGCCACCGCAAUGCGUUCAUCGCAGGGACUCUACGAAUUUCAAUAGGCAGAUUCUUACACAUUUGAUUAAUAUAUAUAUGUGCUAAUAUGCGCUUAUACAUACAUACAGUUAAACAAUUUUAUAACUUUUUCUUCAUUUUGAACACUGAACACUAAUUACUAAUAAAUCCAUAAAAUUAAUCUACCCAUUCACCAUGGCAGAUUACCUACAAAAUUGACCAUCAGCUGUCAAUACUGUUGUGAAAGGUUUUUCUUCAUAGAAAUUAUUUUGGUGGAACAUUUCGGUGUUUUUGGUUUGUUUAAUUGCUAUUAACGAUAUGAAAAAUAUAUAUGUUUUCUUUGCCGGUACCCAUUUUAUUUAGUUUUUACUUUGACCUUUUUCUUUACACUCGUAAAAAAAAAGAUCUAUUACACAGAAAACCCAGGGUUGUAGGUCAAAAAGUAUGGUUAUUAUCUAGGAUUAUUUUUUAAUCUCAGAUUUUGGGAGAGAAUUUUUGUAUGGGAAAUCUCGCUUUUUAAUUACGGAUCGGGAGUUAAGCACGGAAAAGUAGAUCAUCUUCUUAUAUGUGAACGUAUUAUUAAUUCCCCUAAUUUAAGCGGAGUAGCGGAAAUUUUCGAUGGCAACAUUGCCGGGAAAUGUCAGUUAACAGCAAUUGUGAAUGAAAAAUAAUCAGACUUUUAAAAGGAAGAACAAGAAAGACUGAAUGCUAUGCUAGUUUGCACCAACACUUUCGAAAUUACAUUAAUUGUUUUGAUAUUUCGGAGCAGUUUAAAUAAAUAAUUAUUUCUUAAUAUCAGGGCAACUAUUAGCGGUAUUUGUUGCCUGCGGUCCAUCUUUUACUGACAAAGCUAUCCAAUAAACAAAUCAGCUGUUCAGUAAUCCGCGUAACAACUGUCUGUCACGCUACAAUUACAAUCAGAUUUAACUGCGCCGGUAAUCCCGAUUAACUCCGUCGUCUGUUUAGGUUAUUACACUGCAAUUCAAAAAUUUCCUAACAUUUUCUUCACAUUGACACUAAACACAUCUUAUGAUGGCAUGGGGUAGUCUCAAAAGUGGCAGAAGUAACAAAAUGAAGCAACUUAAGAUCAUUGUUUUAUUUUUAAAAUGCACUUUAUUAGCCCACAUAGGUGAGAGUUUGGUCAAUAAUCUUUUGUUAUUUUUCGGGCACCUCUAUCAAUGUAGAAGUGCCCGUUUUUUUUUAUUGAAAAACCUAGUUAAAGUACAGUUUUGCAUUCCUGAAUUCAAAUUUACUCCAUUAGAUGGAUAAGGAAACAGUGUAUGAUCUCAUCUAACUAACAAAGUAAGUUUUAUUAAUCGGAAAGUUAAACUAUUCACAACUUUAAAGUGUCCUUAAAAGGGUAACGCCAUUUUAGCGGUCUGAAAAAAAAUACUUCAAAUUUUUUUUUUGUUUUGUGGAAGGAAAGACGAUAGAAACAUAGCACUUGAAGUAUUUAUCAAACAUAUGUCAAUAUAUAUUACAAAAACAAUGUAUCUGAAAAUUUUACAAAAUGCGACACUGCACUCACUAUAACUGGUGACAAUUUGAAUCUGAAAAAAAUAUAUAUUUACAAACUAAUAUACAGUAGCGGACACUAAAAUCUGGACCUUGACAAAUAUUUUAAUAAUAAAUCAGUACAAAUAAAGGGAAUAAAUGAUAAAAACAUUAUCAUUUAGUUGGCCCACCAUUUGCUUUGAUAACAGCAGCAAUCCUCUCGGGCAUACUGCGUACAAACUUCACACAUUCGGCUGUACUUAUGGCGCUGCACCCGCCAUAAUGGGGAAGGAAGUCUUUUAUUUUCGAGAGGGGAAUCUUUCAUAGAUACAGUCACAUAAACGGCAUUCCCCUUGCUAAAGGUCCAUCUCAUUCGCCCAGACCACGCCCAGUCCGUAAUUAUCUUACUGUGCUGGACUUGCAAAACAGUACGUCUACGUACUAAACCCUGAAGUCCGUCUACUGCACCACUCUCCCUUCAGUACUACUUCAACGUAUUACUUCGCAGGGCUGGUUAGCUUCGUUAAUAUCUACAUAGGUAUAUCCGCUAUGGCUUCCCGCCUGCUCAAUGCAUCUUAGCUCUCCUUGAGUUCUUGUAACGAAUGUAGCUACUUCCUCUCACUUUUCUUCCGACUCCAUAACAUAGCUAUGUCUGUUGCAUUUGGAAGUCUACUUUCUGCCGUAAACCGUGAGCAGUGGAAACUAACUUAUUCCACGUCUUCUUCAACAUUGGUGCACCCUUACUGGAGGGGUUCCAUCGGUCUUGACAUCUUUUUAAUGAAGCAAGUCUGUCCUCUGCUCUAACAGUUUUUUUUCUGUAACUUCUGCAUAUCUACCAUAGAUUCGUUUCAUCUCGCUUGCGAGUAUAUUCACUGGUAUCAUGCCAGCGCAACGACGCAUCAUCCGAUAUGGUUCUGUAACCGCAACACGCCCUUAAGUCACUUAUCCUAUAUACAGACAACAACUUUCUUUUGUUUUCCUUCAGUUUCGCCGCAUUUAGCUGAGGCUGCUUACCGAGGACCGAGGAGGACGGAAAUAGCUAUAUUCACCAGCAUUUUCGCCUGAUUGACUUUGGAUCAUCUAUGAGAGUACCGCUUGGAUGCCCCCGUUUUCUCUAUAGCGUAGUUAAUAUUAGCCCUAAAAUUUUGUCUACAGUCUAUUACGACGCCUAGGUAUUUCAGUGCGGAUUGAGACGUAUAGUUUGCUCCCCCACUCUGAUUCUUAUAUCUUCACAUUUUUUGCGACUUCACGGCUGUUUGAGAUGUUAUGCUGUGUUCCUUUCCCUUACGUUUUAAAAUAGCCCACAUGUGCUCUAAGGGGUUUAGAUCUGGAGACUCAAUGGAGGCCAAUCUAGUAAAGCGAUGUUAUUGUCUCUAAACCAACGCAUUCUAGUCGCUGAUUUGUUACAAGGAACAUUGUUUUGUUGGAACUCAACUCUAUCUGAAUUAGUGUCGCCAAAAAUAUGCGUUAACGAAGGCAAAAGUACAGUUUCUCUCCAUACGACCCUCGCAUAUGAACAUUUCACCGACACCAUCAGUAGCCAUACAACCCCAGGCCAUUAUUCGCAAUCUGAAUGGAUUCCUCGUGAACCCGUCGCCUCACGAACGUCACAGCAGGUGUUCCAUAUGCCUGUAGGAAAAGAAAAAUAAUCUUUUUAUGAGAUAUGUGUUAUUUCCUCGAAACUGGACUAGGUUAAGAAACUAUGGUUGUAGAUAUUUUAAAAUGAUGUAAACCAAGCCUUCUUGGAAGUUCGAUUCAUCAGACCACAAAACAUUCGAUCAAUCUUCCUCUCUAAAAUGUCUAAAAUGUGGGUAUCGGAGGAGAAACCCGUUCUAAACGCUUUUUCCUAUUUUUUCUGGCUUUGUGUCCUUUUAAACCUGUUUUUAGAAGCUUUCUUAGAGCUGUUCGAGUACUAACAGAUUUUCCAAUUUCUUCCGAAAGGGCACCUACUAACCUUGAGAGACUCGGGCAUCAGUUUUCGGUAUUUCGGAACACUAGUGAGGCGUUUUCUUCCACUUUUUGAUUUAUUAUGAUUGGAUUUUGUCUACGCAAAUCGCGUAAUAGCACAUUCGACCGCGAACAUACCACCAAAUUGGCAAUCUCAACUUGAGACUUCCCUUCUUCACUUAAAACUUGGAACUUCGCUCCUUUUUCGUAACAAAGCUCACUUUUUUUAGGCAUUUCGAUGAAAAAAGAUUAUUAUUUCUAUCCGCUAAAUAUUAAGAUUUACAUCAGCUAUACCGAUUUAAAACUACAUCCGACUUCAAGUACUUUGCCUUUAGACGUUUGUUUUUGUAUUUAUUGUGAGUAAAGGGCGGCGGCGCCUUUACCUGGUACUUAACCGUUUCCUUUGCUUGCUAUUACCCCUCUUUAUAUUAUGAUAUUGUAUUAUCAGUAAUAUUAUUUUAUUAUUAUUAUUUUCUCAUUCUUAGUUCUACGCCAUUAAUCGACUCAAAAACUAUAUUUCCACUUUCAGAGCUCAAUAAUAUGCACAUUUAUUUAAAAAUGAGCUGAGAUUAUUUUAUAGCAAAGAAAAAAUUUCGAAGAAAAAAAAUAUUUCUAAGUCACUCCUUAUAUUCGUAAUCAUUUCCACACAACAAAACUUCAUCACAUUUUUUCCAUUUUAAAUUUUUUUUAAUUACUUGUUAUUUUCUGCUUAUGCACAGAAACUAAUUAAGUGAAUUUUAAAGCAGUUGUAGCAUAUAAAUUUUUAACAUAUUUCUGCUAUUAACUGCUAAAAUCCCCAUCAAGCACGCGAGAGUAAUGGGCAAUAUUCUGAUGUUAAAUUUAAAACCACUUUAGCAAAGAGACUAAGCAUAACUCACUUCUACUACCAAAAUGGGUAAAAAGGAGGAGCUAACAAAAAUUUCCAAUUUAACUUAAAUAUGUAUAUGAUUCGAACUCAUUUUUAUUGCCUAUAAACUGCAUACACUUUUAAAGCUAAUUAAUUUUUUUUUUAUUUUCUUUGUAAUUAAGACAAACAACAAACUAUACCUUAACUAUUUUAAAUUUAAGCUUAGUUUAAAUGCGCUAAAGUGUGGGCGUGUAUGCGUAUUUUUUAUGCUGAGCACUUCAUACAAAAAUGCUGUAAAUUUCGUUUCAUUAAAUUGGUCUAUGUUAGACUGUUCAUUAUGCACAAAAUGAAUACAUAUUUAUUUAUGUUACUUACAUAGUUGUAUACAUCUACGCGUAUUCUUAAUACAAUGGAAAUAAAACUUUACACAUUUUACGCUCUUUUGAACAAAAAACAAAAAAAAAAAAAACAAUUUAAAUGUAGAGUUUUUUUAUUGUAUUCUUCACCUAUUUUUAUUAAUCUGCAGUCUAGUGUUUUAAGUACUAGACAGUUAUGGAUUAAAAUUUGAAAUACCUAUAAAUAAAUGAAUAUUGCAAACAUUCUCUCACUCAUUAACCGCAUCAUCACUGUAUCACUAACUCUCCUUUCAGCUCUUUUACUUACAAACGCUCUCUCUCUCUCUCUCUCUCAGCAAACCACAUAUUUACAUGCUAUACUUAUCGAAGGCAUGAACCUUAAUUGCGAAAAAGGAAAUAAGCAAAGCGGUGCUGUGCAUAUUUUUCUAUACAAAUACAAUAAUAUAUAAGUAGUGUCGAUCCUGUGAAUUACGAGCGGUGGGAGAUUAAUAAAAAAAAUUGUGCUUUGAAGAUAAAUAAAAACAAAUUAAUAAUAUUCUGCUGCAAUAUUUUGUUAUUUUUAUCCUCUGUUAGGCAUAUUGUAAAUUAACAGCUAAAAUGUUGCUGUUCAAAGUCUGUUUCUGUAAUGCUUAGAUUGGUCAUUGGUUU